Thalassophryne amazonica is the source of this 1217-nucleotide messenger RNA. RefSeq lists its product as uncharacterized. Lineage: Eukaryota; Metazoa; Chordata; Actinopteri; Batrachoidiformes; Batrachoididae. Bases 135 to 875 code for a protein of 246 amino acids. The record is from RefSeq and is a predicted model, not a curated record. The transcript has 4 exons.
UGUGAAUGGACUGACUCCUCGGCGCCUGGACUUCUCUCCGCUCUUCUACUGACUACAAGCGGAACCUGUCGGCCACCGUGUUUAAGAGCGUCCGUGACACGAACACCCGACUCAUCAAGAAGGGCAAAGGGAUAAUGAUGAUGAUAAAAUCUGGACAAACUGGCAAUGGUUCAUCAUGGCAUCCAAGUGUGGAGGCUGUUAUCUUUGAGCACUCAGGCAUCUUGGAUGCUGCUGAAGCUGCUGCUGCAGAGGAGGCCGCGGACGUAGACUCUGAAGGCGAACCGAGGACUUCCACUUCAGCUGGUCCAAGAAGGCGAAGUAUCAAAGAAGGCGAGAUGGACCGAAUGUUACUGCUAAUGCAGGAACGAGCGGAGGAGAGUCGGGCCCACAUGGAAGAACUGCAAAAGUGUAAAGAGCAGCACCCCAGCACAGCUAGGAACGCCUUCGCAGCCUAUGUCCGGGACUCCUUAAACACCAUGUCGGAAUGGAGCUACAGAAAAGCAAAGGAUGAAAUCUGCCGGGUGUUGACAAAGUAUGAAAAUGGGGCUGAAGAGGAUCGGGUCAAGCAACAACAGAAGUUCCAACAGCAGCCACCUCACCACCACACAAAGCCACGACACACUGUCCUGCCUGUCCGAGGACUGCAGCCGCUCCUGUCCUGUCUUUCUACAAACACAUCUGAAGUCCAGCAGCUGGGGGACACGUUGAAACUACAGUGGACACCUGCUGAUGAAGGAAUGAUCACAGACCAGGAAGAAGAAAUGAGUCAUUUAAAAGAAGAGAACAAAAGAGGUAAAGGGCAGGAUGCUGUUUUUAAUCCUUUAAAUCUCUUCUACAGAACAGGUUUGUUCACUCAGCUUUGUUUGUGUUACUGAUAUACUGAUGCUUUUUCUCAGGAAAAAAAUUCUCCACCAAUGGCGUAACACAGUUGUUGUUAAACUCCACCUCUGUUAAAGGUUUCUCAUGUUUAAUGAUGAACUCGGCCACUUCCCAGUCUGAUUUGGUGAUGUUUUCAUGAUGUGUCCACUUGAGGUAAGUGGCUCUGCAGCCUUGUUGAAAACAGUCUGAUCUCAGAACUGCCUCAGUUUCCGGACUCGUCUGACUGUUUUCCAAAACUGCUUUGAGGCCGACUGAAAGUCACUUUCUGUGGGCUGUUUCCUCUCACACCCACUCAGUUUUUGCUAAAACAACCAAUGAGUUUCUGAGGAAAAUCAAGA